Messenger RNA from Sphenostylis stenocarpa, 351 nucleotides. The record is from the annotation of a GenBank genome assembly. Lineage: Eukaryota; Viridiplantae; Streptophyta; Magnoliopsida; Fabales; Fabaceae.
AUGGACAUGCCAGCGUACAUGACGUGCGAUCCAGGGUUCAUGCUCUGCAGUGAGGAAGUUAAAUCCAAUCUUAUUUUCUCUGCUCCUUCAGAUUCUCUCUUCUUUCCCACUACAGUGAUUAAGGUUGCUACUAAUAAUGUGUCUCUCUCAAUCUCAUCUCAUUCUCAUGUACACACCAUCUCUUCUUUAUUUCUUCCUCUGAAUUUUAUUUCUGCAUCAUCGCACUUUACAUUUUCCGUUUCUUCUAUCUCAGCUAAAUCACCAAACCUCUCAUCAAUCUCAGAAAUGCCAAGUGAACCCCCAACACCAACAUUGGCCUCUGCCUCAGCUACGCACCACCUUCUUACAUAA